Molecule: messenger RNA, 1418 nt
Organism: Lottia gigantea (owl limpet)
Lineage: Eukaryota; Metazoa; Mollusca; Gastropoda; Lottiidae
Exons: 8
Coding region: 116-979 (287 amino acids)
Biological process (GO): regulation of cilium movement
Source: RefSeq, a predicted model, not a curated record
UGCACUUCAAAUUUGUUAUAAAUUGUUGUUUUAUUAAGAUUUAGUCCAGAUUCUGUAAUCGAAAACAUAGUGAAGAACUAGUAUAUAAGGAAAAAAAACGAUUAGAAGUAUCAAGAUGGUUAAAAUACACAUAAAGAAAGGUGAUGAGAGUCAGUUUUUAUAUGAAAUACCAGUAGAUACACCUAUAGAUGAUAUACUAAAAAACAUAACUUGUAUUUAUAACGGUAGAUUAAAAAUACAAAGACUGUGUGCAGAUGUUGAAGAUUUAGCUCAACAUGGUAUAACUCUACCACCUAACAUGCAAGGCUUAACAGAAGAACAAAUAUUUGAAUUAAAAUUGAAGGAUGAAUGGGAAGAUAAAUGUACACCAAGUGGUGGUUAUGAGGAAACUAAAGAUAAAUAUGGUAGACGUAAUGGAAAAGCACCAAAUAAGAAAAUGCAAGAAGUUUUGAAUAAAACCUGUAAGGAAGCUAAAGAUAUGAUCUCUAAGAAAAAGGUAGAAAUAAAUGAGUAUGUAACACAAGCUACUAUAACAGAAGCUAUUAGUAUAUUAAAGGGAGCUGUAACUAUUGUUUAUCCAAUGGGUUUACCACCCCAUGAUACAGUUAAACAUGAAUUAGAAAAUACUGAAGAUUUAUCAGGCACUCAGGCAUCUCAAGAAGUGAUAGAGGAACCCAAUGCAUCAUUAUGGUGGGCCGGUAAAGAAAUGUUACGAGGUAAAAAACUCUCAGAUUUUGUUGGUAAAAACGACAAAACAAAAAUAGUUGCUAAACUUCAAAAGAAAGGACAAGGUGCCCCCAGUAGAGAACCUGUAGUCAGUGAAGAAGAACAGAAGAAAAUGAUGGCGUACUAUUACAAAAAACAAGAGACAUUUAAGAAAUUGGAAAAUGAUAAUGAAGAUGCGUAUAUGGAUGCACCAUGGGCUGACAGCAAUCAAUUAAAACGACAGUUUCAUGGUAUAAGAGAUGUCAAAUUCUGAUCUGAGUUCCACUGCAUCAACAUUUAAUGCAAUAAUUUUAUCUGUUCAUUAUAUCACAAAGCAUUUUCUACAUUAUUCACCUCAUAAUUCAUCUUGGAUCAUUGAUGCAUGUAUGUAUAGAUAGAUAACAGAUAAUGUGUUACAACUAAUGCGAUACAUAUUUUAUGUUACUCAUAAAAUCUUAGUUCAACUUAACAAAAAAAAUCCUGACAGCAUUAACCAUUAUUGAUAAGAUUUUGAAUUUACAUUAUUGAUAUGUAUUCAGAAAUGUAGAAAUAUUAUUGUGAAGCCUGAAGAUUGUAAAAACAUUCUAACUAUUGAUAGAUCUUCACAAUUGUAUAAGCAUUAUUGACAGUCUUCAGAAUCAUACAAUUAAUAUGAAUUUUAUAACAUUUGCUGUUUAUAUACCUUGUUAUAUUUAUUAAAAAAUAGGAUAAUU